This is a messenger RNA of Wallemia ichthyophaga EXF-994, 756 nucleotides long. RefSeq names its product Ubiquitin carboxyl-terminal hydrolase isozyme L3. Gene Ontology annotation, cellular component: cytoplasm. Gene Ontology annotation, molecular function: cysteine-type deubiquitinase activity. NCBI's taxonomy places the organism in Eukaryota, Fungi, Basidiomycota, Wallemiomycetes, Wallemiales, Wallemiaceae. The transcript has a single exon. The record is from RefSeq and is a predicted model, not a curated record. Gene Ontology annotation, biological process: protein deubiquitination; ubiquitin-dependent protein catabolic process. The coding region runs from base 1 to 756 and encodes 251 amino acids.
AUGACUUCACUCAACAUCGAAUCAGCCAAUCAAAUCAAUUCAAAUGUAAAUUCAAAUUGGGUGCCACUCGAAGCCAACUCAGAUGUUUUCAACGACUGGUCCCACAAACUCGGUCUAGCUGAAUGCGAGCAAUUCGUUGAUGUUUUCGGUCUUGAUGAUGAGUUAUUGCAGAUGGUUCCACAACCAGUCAAAGCCGUCCUGCUUCUCUUCCCCCUCAGCAAGCAAUACGAGCAGCACCGCGAGGCUGAAUCGCAGCGUAUUGCUCAACACGGCCAAUCACAACUCGACGACACGCUCGUCUUCUUUCCUCAAAAAGUCGGUAAUGCGUGUGGAACGAUGGCUUUACUCCACGCUAUGGCAAACUCACCCGUUACCGUAACCCCUUUUUCGGAUUUAGCCAAGUUUUUCGAUAAGGCUGCUGGUCAAAACAACGAUCAGCGCGCUCAGUCGGUCGUUGACGCGUCUUUCCUUAGAUCUGCUCACGCUUCUUCCGCUUCCACUGGUCAGAGUAGCGUGCCUGACGCUAACGAUGACGUUGAUCUCCAUUUCGUCGCUUUCGUUCACGCUCCUGCGCAGCUCACCGACGGUACUCGCCUUGUUGAACUCGAUGGACGUAAGAUUGCACCAGUCGAUCAUGGAAGUAGCAGCGAUCUCCUCAAAGACUCUGCAAACGUGGUUAAAAAUCACUUUAUGAAGCUCAAUCCUGAUUCUAUCAACUUUGCUCUUAUCGCACUCACCACACAGGAAGAAUACUAA